This is a messenger RNA of Limulus polyphemus (Atlantic horseshoe crab), 1463 nucleotides long. Its product is annotated as protein unc-13 homolog A-like. Gene Ontology annotation, biological process: presynaptic dense core vesicle exocytosis; dense core granule priming; synaptic transmission, glutamatergic. Gene Ontology annotation, cellular component: presynaptic active zone cytoplasmic component; plasma membrane; terminal bouton. Gene Ontology annotation, molecular function: syntaxin-1 binding; diacylglycerol binding; calmodulin binding. The record is from RefSeq and is a predicted model, not a curated record. The transcript is spliced from 9 exons. The annotation marks the transcript as partial. NCBI's taxonomy places the organism in Eukaryota, Metazoa, Arthropoda, Merostomata, Xiphosura, Limulidae.
UAAGAAGAGCAAGGUUAGCAGGAUAUGGUGGUCAAUAUAAUAGCUAUGUAACUUUGAAGCUACAGAAUGUAAAAUCAACGACUGUUGCAGUCAAGGGAAAUAAUCCCAGCUGGGAGCAAGAUUUCAUGUUUGAAACCAAUCGGAUGGACACAGGAUUGAUUAUUGAAGUCUGGAACAAGGGAAUGCUGUGGGACAAACUUAUGGGAAGUCAGUGGCUCCCUCUUAUGAGUGUUCAGUAUUCAAAUGAAGUAGGAGAAGGCCAGUGGCUAUCCUUGGAUGCAGAGCUAGUGAUGAAUGAAGGUGAUAUAAUUGGCACAAAGACACCAACUGGACAUAGCAUUUUGGUAGAAGCUCAUUUCGAGCUUCCAUUUGACCUAGAAGGCACUGAUUCUCCUGAACUUCAACAUAAGCUAGAAAUUCUGAAUCGGUUAAUGGAUGAAAAGCUUGAAGCAAUGAGAGAACACCAGCCUCAUGUUUCAUAUCAGCUCAACUCUACUGUAUCUGAGGACAGUGACUACACUAGUGAUGUGGGAUACCCUGCUAACCAACACCCAAGUGCCUCAGUUCACCACCCCAACAGUUCAGCUUCUCAGUUUGGUGGUGCUUCCAAUUUAGUCCGGAGGGCUUCUCAGUGUGAUGACUUUUCUUUCGAUCGUGAAGGCUCUUAUGAGCUUGACAACUAUGAUGAAGAUAUGUAUGAUGACAGAGUAUCCCAAUCUAAAGGUGGAGAUAUUUGGAUGAAGGGAAGUGAUUCUGAAUCGGAUCCUCUGUAUUAUAACAGCAGACCACCAGAACGCUGCGUGCAAAAAGACAGAAAUAGUUCUCCUCCAGCAUCACGAAGAUGGGGAAUGUUUGGAUACAGUAAUGGUCCUGAUUACGAAAGUGACCAGAGCUUUUCGUUUGAUGCAGAUGACCACCUUAUGUAUAAUGAAUAUGACAGAAAUACAGAUGAUGUAGUUGCUAAUAUACAUAGGGAUACAGGUCGGAGAAAGAGCUUGGAGCGGCAGGGAGGGUUUGACCAGGAAAUAUUGAAUGAAAUGUAUGAAGAGCCUGAAGCAGAUUACCAAAAAGGUUAUCAUAGCCCAGACAGUUUGGAUGCUUUCAGACAGGACAGUGCAGAAAGUGCAAAUGUACCAGAAUGGCAAGGAGUGGUGAAUGGUUCCUCUCAGCCUUCUUGGGACCAAGAAUUCCAUUCUUUCGAAACUAAGGAAAGUGGUUCUCCUGUUCCUGAGCAGUGGAGUUCUGUUGAGCAGCCUUCCAUCCCCGAGCACUCUUCUCCAGGGACACUUGAAGAGCCAGAUGAAGUGUCUCCUGAGGAGGAGGAGGAGCAAGAAGAAGACACAGAUAAUAUAACUCUUAUAGAGACUGACUCUAGGCCUGAAGGAGAAAUGAUGUCAAAGGCAAAAGUUCGAUGGUUAACAGCAUUUCAUAAAAUCAUCGACCAGCUUAAUGAGGCUUGGUAG